AUGGAGUUCCUGAGCUCAAUCUUGGAUCUUGUCCCAUGCUUAUAUGAUCACACCUCCAAGCAUACGCUCUACAUUCGUGAUCUGAAAAAAAAUAUUGAAGCCUUGAGUAAAGAAAUGGAAAAACUGAACAACUUAUAUGAAGAUGUGAAGGCAGGGGUUGAACGUGCAGAGCAACAACAGAUGAAGCGCAGAAAGGAAGUGGGUGGUUGGAUACGUGAAGUAGAAGACAUGGAGAAAGAAGUCAACGAAAUUCUGCGAAGAGGCGAUCAAGAAAUCCAGAAAAGAUGUCUCGGAUGCUGUCCCAGGAAUUGUUGGUCCAGCUACAGGAUUGGGAAGGCAGUAAGUGAAAAGCUCGUUGCUGUAUCUGGUCAAAUCAGCAAAGGGCAUUUCGAUGUUGUAGCCGACAUGCUGCCUCGUCCUCCAGUAGAUGAACUGCCCAUGGAGGAGAUUGUGGGCUCAGAAUUGACGUAUGACAGGAUCUUUGUGAUUUGGGUUGUGGCGUCAAAACCGUCCAACAUUGAAAAAAUUCAGGAAGUUAUUUGGAAUAAAUUAAAAAUCCCACGUGAUAUAUGGGAAAUUAGAAGCACUAAGGAGGAGAAGGCUGUCGAAAUAUUGAGAGUUCUGAAAACAAAGAAGUUCGUGUUGUUGUUGGAUGACAUCUGGGAGCGACUUGAUCUUCUAGAAAUGGGGGUUCCCCAUCUCGAUGCUCAAAAUAAGUCCAAGAUAGUUUUUACAACCCGAUCACAGGAUGUGUGCCACCAAAUGAAAGCUCACAAGAGUAUAGAAGUGGUGUGUUUGUCAUCAGAAGCUGCUUGGACUUUGUUUCAGAAGGAGGUAGGAGAAGAAACAUUAAAGUCUCAUCCACAUAUACUGAGGCUUGCAAAUAUUGUUGCUGAAGAGUGCAAAGGUUUACCUCUUGCUUUGAUUACUCUUGGGCGAGCCAUGGUAGGUGAGAAAGACCCCUCAAAUUGGGAAAAGGUACUACAAGAUUUGAGCAAAUUUCCAGCUGAAAUUUCAGACAUAAAAAUUAAAGUGGAAGGGGAAGGGGAAGGGACAGAAAUGGAUGUGACUCUCCCAAACUACAUUGCUGCAAGGGAGAACUACUUCUAUGCCCUUCAUGAGGGUAAUUUCUCUUCUCUUGUUCAUGAGUUGGCUCUGAUCAGUUCUUCUUUUUGUCCUUUUACUGCAUUCAGAGCUGGGGCUUGUUCUAGCAGUUGUGGCAACAGCCGGGUUUGA
Vitis vinifera (wine grape) is the source of this 1236-nucleotide messenger RNA. Its product is annotated as probable disease resistance protein At1g61190. The transcript is spliced from 4 exons. Lineage: Eukaryota; Viridiplantae; Streptophyta; Magnoliopsida; Vitales; Vitaceae. The record is from RefSeq and is a predicted model, not a curated record. Bases 1 to 1236 code for a protein of 411 amino acids. Gene Ontology annotation, molecular function: ADP binding.